Molecule: messenger RNA, 849 nt
Organism: Daucus carota subsp. sativus
Lineage: Eukaryota; Viridiplantae; Streptophyta; Magnoliopsida; Apiales; Apiaceae
Exons: 3
Coding region: 1-849 (282 amino acids)
Source: RefSeq, a predicted model, not a curated record
AUGGCUGGAGGUUCAUCACAUACACAGACUCCCAUCCCACAACUCACAAAGCUCAACUAUGACACUUGGAACAUACAAAUGAAGACUUGGUUAAAGGCUGAAGAAACUUGGGAGAUGGUCGGAGAUGGUUUCACAGAACCUGAAAAUCUGGGAGCUUUGUCACAAGCUCAACAAAAUAAAUUAAAGGAUGAAAGAAAGAGAGACAACCGAGCUCUAAGUGAUUUGCAGAAUGCAAUAGAAGAUUCAUUUUUUGAGAAGAUUGCAGGAGCUGAAACAUCCAAGGAGGCUUGGGACAUCUUGUUUAAGACAUUCAAGGGGGCAGACAGGGUGAAGCAAGUGCGUUUACAAACACUUAGAGGUGAAAUGGAAUCUAUGACAAUGAAGGAGACAGAAAGUGUUUCAGAUUACAUCACAAGGGUGGAAAAGAUAACAAAUCAACUAAAGAACAAUGGAGAGGAGAUAACUGAAGCAAGAAUAGUAGAGAAGAUCCUUAGAUUUUUGACAGGCAAAUUUGUAAAUAUUGUCUGUGCAAUAGAAGAGUCAAAAAAUCUUUCAGAGAUGAAGGUAGAUCAGGAAGAACAACUCAAGGAAAAGAGUGUUAUACCUGUGGCAAAUUUGGGCACAUCUCAAAGGCGUGCUGGUGCAAGUAAUCAUAUGAGUGGGCACCAUCAUUUGUUUCAAAGUCUAAAAGAAGGAGCAUGUGGGAGCGUUUCAUUUGGAGAUGCAUCAAAAGUUCAGUUGUUGCAGAAGGGAUACGAAAUUUUUACAAAGGGGCAGCAGAUGCAAUUAAGAGACAAAACUGGUAGGGUUGUCUUAAGUUCUGAGAUGGAAAUAGAAUGUUCAAGGUGA